Molecule: messenger RNA, 773 nt
Organism: Capra hircus (goat)
Lineage: Eukaryota; Metazoa; Chordata; Mammalia; Artiodactyla; Bovidae
Product: oocyte-secreted protein 1
Exons: 5
Coding region: 1-492 (163 amino acids)
Source: RefSeq, a predicted model, not a curated record
AUGAAGCCUUCCUCGGGAUUAAGAGGACUCUUAGUCCUUUUCUCUUUGACAUGGACUUGUGCUGGAGAUUGGUCAGCUAUGAAAGUACGCUGCAGCUACUUUUGGUUCUAUGCAAAGAUUAAACCCACACUAUUUCACAAUUUGUACAUGAAUCCUGAUGAAGCAUUUUUAGGAGAUGACUGCCCUGUAACCUACGUUUCACCAGAUGCUCAUUAUGAAUUUUUCUACUAUUCUAAUAAAUGUGGCAUCGUAACCAAAACUUUCCAGGAGACUCUUCUGCUUCAGACUAAAAUCAAGUAUCUCUCAAGUAACUCCGGAGACAUGGCUGAAAUGCCCGUGUCCUGUGUCGUCACGAAGCAAGCAUGCAUGUCUCCUUUGUCAAAUGAAACUGAAAGUGGAGAUGAUGAAACCAGCUCUGAAGACAUGGAAGUUGCUUACGUAUUGCAGUCACAGAAUAAUCUGAAUGCUAUAUUCUCUCUGUGUGCCAAAUGAUGUAACUUACUAGAAGAGAAGAAAUGAGAUCUGUGUUCAAAGGCAACUUCUGAAAUUGACUGUUUAGGACUGAAGAUUUAGUGUGCUGUUUUAAAGAAAUCAGAGAAGCUGGCAUGGAACUGAAUGAUACCCAAUUGUCUAUUUCAAAAGUCUGAUUUUUGAUUUUAAAUCAAAUGGCAUGUUACCUUCUUAUCUUUUUUUUUUUUUCCCGAAAAGACACUACCCCUGCUUUUAACUCCAUGGAGACUUAUUUAUGAAUAAAGUGUGUUCUAUUACCUGUC